UGAUGCAGCGAGAGAGAGAGGGAGAGGUGGGGUUAAGUCCAGGAGCAUCAGACAUCCAGCUUCAGCUUGUUCUUCUUGGUGUUCGGGAGCGGCGGCUGAGGAAGGGGAGCUCGGAGUGUCCUUGACGUUCGUCCACAAGCUGAAGACACUGACAGGGAGAUGCUGGCGUUGCUGCUCGUGGUUCUGCCGUUGACUCUGGCAGCAGACCAGGACAUUCUCAACACCUGCAUGAACGGAAAACACCACAAGACAAAGCCGGGCCCUGAGGGGGAUCUCUAUCGUCAGUGUGAGCCAUGGAGAGAGAACGCCUGUUGUACAGCCAACACCAGCAUAGAGGCACACAAAGACCAGUCCUUCCUCUACGGAUUCAACUGGAAUCACUGUGGCAUCAUGACUGAUGAAUGCAAGAGGCACUUCAUCCAGGACACCUGUCUGCACGAGUGCUCCCCCAACCUCGGCCCCUGGAUUCUGCAGGUCAAUCAGUCAUGGAGAGAAGAGAGAACCCUGCAUGUUCCGAUCUGUAAGACUGACUGUGAGCAGUGGUGGAAGGACUGUCAAGAGGACUACACCUGCAAAUCCAACUGGCACAAGGGAUGGGACUGGUCCUCUGGUGUCAACCGGUGUCCGGAAAACUCCAAGUGUCGGAAGUUUUCAGCAGUGUUCCCGACUCCCCAGGACCUCUGUGAGAAGGUGUGGAGCCACUCCUACAAGUACACCUCUCACGAUCGGGGGAGCGGGAAGUGUAUCGUCCUGUGGUUCAACGCGAAUGAGAUGCCAAACCCCAACAGGGAGGUGGCGCGGUACUACGCUAUUCAGAAGGGGCUGAUAUCAGCUUCGAGAUCUGUCUCCUCCUGUCAUCUCAUCUUGCUGCCACUCCUCCUUGCUGGAGCCUUGUCCUAGCUCCCAGAACGAGCCGCAGGGAGGGACUGUGGACGGACUCUCCUCCUGGGGGCUUACUUUUGCACACCUGAGCUCCAGUGCACACGUGAUUUAACCAGCCUCGGUCUCCAGUCAGCUGCUUCAGACGGACAGCGUCCGAGCAGACGGCUGUGGACUCGGCAAACGUCUCCAGAAAGUCCCGAGGAACUUCACGGUGGCUGGAGGGUCUUCACAGUGUGAUCACCAAUCAAAUGUAGAAAACACAACGGCCAAUCGAUGCACAGUGAGAUCCCACAGACACUAUUGACCGUACAGUGUUGGUGGGGGUGAGUUUUCUGGGUGUUAGAGAGUAUCCCACACUUUGUUUUUCCACGUGGUGACUGUGAGAUUGAUUCCAGAGGAACGAUGUUCCUCGGUUUCAUAGAUCAGUACAGUCCCUUCAGCCCACAAUGUUGUGCCAACCCUUCAACCUACUCCAAAUCAAUCUACACUUCCUUCCUACAUAGCCCUCACAGUCAAACAAGCCUCAUUUCUCCCCCCCACCCACCCACCCACACAGACCUCUGACCACAGAUGCUAUAACCUGACAAUGUUAAAAUGCUUUCGUUUUCUAAUUUUUUUGUGAUCUGCUUCAGAUUCAGAUUCAUGUACAUCAAAACAUACAAUGAAGUGUACCGUCUGCGUUAACAAAUAACCCACCCAAGGGUGUGCUGGGGGCAACUCACAAGUGUCACCACGCAUCCUGGUGCCAACAUGUCAUACCCACGAUGCUCAGCAGAACAACAGCAAAACAAAAGAAAAGCAAGGCCUUUCAACAUCACAUACACACCUCCAACCCCAGCACAGCACUACCCCAAUGGAACAUAAGUCGUUGCUCCUUCAACCUCAUCAACUUUGCCUCCAUUGUCCAUCCUGCCAGGAUUCCAGUCCUUGGCCCCGGACUCUCACACUCAUAGACAUCAGGCUGCCAAUUUUGGACAGUUUCAAUCAGUAAGAGCCAAGAUGUGUGUGCAAAAAUUGUUGGUUGGUGUAUCAACAAUAAAGACUGAUUAACAGCCAGCCUGUUUCACAUGUCAGUGAGUGAGGGGUCUUAUAGAGAGAGAGGAGUGACCGCACAUUGGGAGAUCUGGGUGUCACUGGCAAGCCAGCAUUUAUCACCUAUUGUGAAGAUGCCCCUACGGUGAACAUAACAGGAGCAGGAGAUGGACAUCUGACCCGUCGAGCCUGCUGCAUCAUUCAGUAAGAUCAUGGCUGAUCUGGCCAUGGACUCACCUCCACCUACCUGCUGUUUCUCCAUUCCCCCACUGUGCAAAACUCAGAAGGGAGUUCCAUGUUUCAGACCCAGGGACAGCGAUAUAUUUCCAAGUGGGGACAGUGUGACUGGGAGGGGAACCUGCGGGUGGUAGAGCCCCUCUUCCCUGGGGGUGGGAGAGAUCACAAACAAGAGAAAGCCUCCAGAUGCUGGAAAUGCGGACACAAAAUGCUGGAGGAACUCAGCAGGACAGGCAGCAUCCAAGAAAAAGAGUAAGCAGUUGGCAUUUGGGGCCAAAACCCUUCUUCAGAACUGGAAGGGAAGGGGAGAAGCCAGAGUAAGAAGGUGGGGUGGGGGGAAUGGAGGAGGCAAUACAAGUUAGUAGAUGAAACCAAGACAGAGGCAGGGGAGAAGUAAAGAGCCAGGAGGUCGAUUGGUGGGAGAGAUAAAGGGCUAGAGAAUGGGAAAUCUGACAGGAUGGGGCAGAAGGCCAUGGACAAAACAGAAGGGGAGGAGCAGCAGAGGGAGGUGAUGGGCAGGUAGGGAGCAAGGUGAGAGGGGGAGAUGGGAAUGGGGAAUGGUGAAGGGGAGGGGGGGCAAUUACCGGAAGCACAAGGAAUUGAUGUUCACGCCAUCAUGUUGGAGGCUACCCAGACAGAAUGCAAAGCGUUGCUCCUCUAGCCUGAAUGUGCCCGCACGGCGGCAGUAGAGGAGCUCAUGGACUGGCGUGUCGGAAUGGGAAGUCAAAUGGAAAUAGGUGACCACUGGGAGAUCCUGCUUUUUGCUGGCAGACAGAGCAUGGGUGCUCAGUCCAUGUCAGGUGUAACCGAUAUACAGGAGGCCACACCGGGAGCUCCGGAUGCAAUAAAUGACCCCAACAGACUCACCGGUGAACCGUCGCCUCUCCUGGAAGGACUGUUUGGGGUCCUGAAUGGUGAUGAGGGAGAAGGUGUAGCACUUGUUCCACGUACAAGGAUAUAUGCCAGGAAGGAGAUCAGUGUAGAGGGACAAAUGCACAAGGCAGUCGGGUAGGGAGCAAUCCCUGUGGAAAGAGGGGGCGGGGGGAGACAGAGAAGGAUGUGCUUGGUGGGGAUCUCUUGCAGAAGGCAGAAGUUUCGGAGAAUUAUGUGCUGGAAGCAAAGGCUGGUUGCGUGGUAGGUGAGGUCCUAUCCCUAGUGAGGUAGUGGAAGGAUGGAAUGAGAGGAGAUGUGCAUGAAAUUGAAGAGAUGCGGUUGAGGUCAGCCUUGAUGGUGGAGGAAGGGAAGCCCCUUUCUUUGAACAAGGUGGACAUCUCCUUAGUUCUAGAAUGAAAAGCUUCACCCUGAGAGAGAUGCAGCGGAGAUGGUGGGAUUGAGAGAAGGGGAUGACGUUUUUACAAGUAACAAGGUGGGAAGAGGUAUCGUUCAGGUAACUGUGAGAAUCAGUGGAUUUAUAAAAUAUAGCAAUAGAUAAGCUGUCUCCAGACAUAGAGACAGAGAGAUCAAGAAAGGGGAGGGGUGUCAGAAAUGAACCAGGUAACUUUGAGGGCAGGAUGGAUGUUGGAGGCAAAAUUGAUGAAGUUGAAGGAGCAACACUUUAUAUUCCAUUUGGGUAGCCUCCAGCCUAAUGGCAUGAACUUCGAUUUCUCGAACUCCUGGUAAUGACCCCACCCUCCCAUUCUCUAUUCCUCAUCCGCUUGUCCCUCUCUUCUCAUGUCCUUAGCUGCCCAUCACCUCCCUCUGGAGCUCCUCUCCCUUCCCUUUCUUCCAUGACCUUCUGUCCUCUCCUAUCAGAUUCCCCUUCUCCAGUCCUUUAUCUCUUUCACCAAUCAACUUCCCGGCUUUCACCCGUCCCCCUUUCCCAGUUUCACCUAUCACCUCCUACCUUGUACUUCCUCCUUCCCUCCCUACACCUUCUUACGCUGACUUCUCACGUGCUUUCUCCAGACCUGAUGAAGGGUCUCGGCCCGAAACGUCGACGGUACUCUUUUCCACAGAUGCUGCCUGGCCCGCUGGGUUCCUCCAGCGUUUUGUGUGUUCUGGGUGGGAGAGGUGGUGGGUUUGGGAGGGUCUGUCGGAGUAGCCCGGGUGAGUUACCGUGGUGCGUUUUGUUGACGGUGCACAUUGUGCCGAUCGAGCGGGCUGCUUUGUCCUGGACAGUGUCGAACUACUCGAGAGUUGCUGGAGUCACCUCCCCAGACCAGCGGAGAACCCAUCACACUCCUGACCUGAGCCUUGUGGACUCGGGGGUGGGGGUGGGGGGCUCGGCUAGCGGUUAGCGUAAGGCCUUACAAUGCGAGCAACCCGGGUUCAAUUCCUGCUGCUGGCUGUGAGGAGCUUGUACAUUCUCCCCGUGACCCUGUGGGUUUCCUCCCACGUUCCAAAAAUGUACGGCGUAGAGUUUGUAAUUUGCCGACUGCCCCCAGCGCAUCCUCAACUGUGUUGGUCAUUGAUGCAAUGACACAUUUUCCUGAAUGUUUUGAAGUACAUGUGACAAAUAAAUCUUUAACUUUUAGGGAGUGGACAGGCUUUGGGAAACCACUUGCUCCGACACUCAUCUUGUUAAAAUGCUGCACAAUAUGAAUUAUAUUUAAAGAAAGCGUUUUAAUAUUUUCAGACCAGUUAAUACAACGUCUAACACAUUAACACUCCCACCCAUCCCCGGGAAGUGUCAGGGAUUUCACUGUGAUGAACAAUGCCCUUACAUUUUGCUCUCUGCCUGUUGCUUUUGCUCUCGAAUGCGACUGAAAUAAAUGGUUUCUUGAACAGCA
This is a messenger RNA of Hypanus sabinus (Atlantic stingray), 4880 nucleotides long. RefSeq names its product folate receptor gamma-like. NCBI's taxonomy places the organism in Eukaryota, Metazoa, Chordata, Chondrichthyes, Myliobatiformes, Dasyatidae. Gene Ontology annotation, molecular function: signaling receptor activity. The transcript is spliced from 5 exons. The record is from RefSeq and is a predicted model, not a curated record. The coding region runs from base 160 to 900 and encodes 246 amino acids. Gene Ontology annotation, cellular component: external side of plasma membrane.